AUGAUUAACUACAAAUAUUUCACAGCCUAUCUGACUUUUCAAGGUCACUUCCAACUCUACUGAAAAGUCACAGCCACUGACCCGACGGGAGGUGGGAUCCUGUGACGUACUUUUCAGACUGCUGGCGUUGUUUACAGUUAGUGAGGAUUUUGUAGCAUGACUUAUCAAACGUCAAGCACUAAAUGGCCAUAAAAGUCAUUUCGGAAAUUAUGAAGAAGCUCUGUGACACAGUAUAAAUGGAGUCAUUGCGAGGCUCCGGGGGCCUCUCCCGCGAGUACAAACUGGUGAUGUUGGGAGAGGGGGGAGUGGGGAAGAGCGCUAUUAUAAUGCAGUUUAUCAGCCACAGGUUCCCUGAAGACCAUGACCCCACCAUAGAGGAUGCAUACAAGACACAGAUCCGCAUCGACGAUGAACCUGCCAACCUGGACAUACUGGACACAGCAGGACAGGCAGAGUUCACAGCCAUGCGGGACCAGUACAUGCGGGCGGGCGAGGGCUUCAUCAUCUCCUACUCCAUCACAGAUAGGCGGAGCUUACAGGAGGCGCGCCAGUUCAAGCAGCUCAUUGACCGUGUGCGCCGCACCGCCAACACCCCUGUGGUACUGGUGGGCAACAAGUCUGACCUGACUCAUCUACGACAGGUGUCAGUAGAGGAGGGGAAAGAACUGGCCCGGGAGUUCCAGUGCCCCUUCUUCGAGACCUCAGCGGCAUUUCGCUACUACAUCGACGAGGUAUUUGCCGCCCUGGUCCGCCAGAUUCGCCAGCGCGAGACAGAAUCGGUCCGUGGCAGCGAGAGGAAAACCAGGAGGAGCCAGUCAUUCUGGAGCCGCAUGCGUUCCACCUUCCACAAGAAACAGCACUCUGAGCACUGAGAGAUGCUGUGAGAUAUGUUACCCUUACAGCCCCAAUUCCUAGUUCCAACUCCCACGAGGAGACCAAUGACUCUUAUCUGAGUUAGAUUGAGUGUUUGCAAUGGGCAAUUAAACUAACAAUCAUUACUGAAGAUAUGAGUCUUCUGUGCGCUUCAGAGAAGGCAGGAACUGUGCUGAUGUACCGUAUGCUCAUUGUGCUGAAAAUUGGGUCUGGUUUUUAACGACAGCCGACGUUAGCGUUUUAGUAUCCAAUGAAACCAAUUGACUGUAGUGUUGUAAAUUGUAAAUGCUGAGACACUGUGGAGUUGGCCUGAAGUUACGACAUUUCUUUGAUGGAGAGCCAGUGAGGAGACGUUUAGGUGAAACUGUAUUG
Messenger RNA from Oncorhynchus gorbuscha (pink salmon), 1245 nucleotides. RefSeq names its product GTP-binding protein Rit1-like. Gene Ontology annotation, cellular component: plasma membrane. The transcript has 6 exons. Gene Ontology annotation, molecular function: GTP binding; calmodulin binding; GTPase activity. The coding region runs from base 237 to 872 and encodes 211 amino acids. The record is from RefSeq and is a predicted model, not a curated record. Gene Ontology annotation, biological process: Ras protein signal transduction. NCBI's taxonomy places the organism in Eukaryota, Metazoa, Chordata, Actinopteri, Salmoniformes, Salmonidae.